AUGUCCACCACCACUGCUCCAAAUCCUACCUCUAGCCAGGGGCAGAAGAAACCACUAAAACACCGAUCAGUAGUAUCCUCCUUCAUCUUCAAACUCCCUCCAUCUUACCUCCCCCCUUCACCCUACUCCUCCCCAUCCACCAUCCCAACCUCCUCCUCCUCAUCAUCAGCCCCCUCUACAAGCCGCAUUCAAAAACCCCUCGUAGCCCUCUUCAAACGUUCCUCCAUAGUCAGCACCUACACACACCACCACGCCCCCAUCUCCGGCUCUAUCGAGCCCACCGAUUCUUCGCCACUUAGUGCCGCCUGGCGCGAGAUUCACGAAGAAACUACUUUGACGGAGGCUUCCGGGCUGAAGCUGCUUCGGCAGGGGAAACCGUAUUCUUUCGCGGAUGAAUCGGUUGGAAGGGAAUGGACGGUUUGGCCUUUUGCUUAUGUGCUGACGGAACCUUCCGGGAAUGGGGAUGGGGUUGGGGAUUGGGUUGGGAAUCAAAAUGGGGAGGGGAGCGUGGCCAUGAAGGAUAAAAGGAUCAAGAUCGACUGGGAGCAUGAAAGUUGGGCAUGGUUUGAUCCGUUGGAUGUGCAAGACACUUCACAAUUCGGAGGCGUGCCGAAGCUAAAGGAGAGUUUGCGGAGGGUCUGGUUUGAGAUUGAUCUCGGACGGGAAGCUGGUAAAGUUUUGGCGGAGGGGUGUAGGCGCUUGCAAGAGGAUUAUGUGAGCGGGGCGAGGCAGAUGGCUGGUUAUGCGUUGGGUGUCUUGAGGGAUGUGGUUGAUAAGAUGGAUGAUGGUGUCUUUGAUCUUCAUGAAAGAAAUGGAGAUGGUGGAAAAGAACUGGAAGAAGCCAAAUGGUGGAAAGACAUCAGAAUGGCUGCAUGGCAUCUCUGGAAGAACGGACGGGAGAGUAUGGGCGCGGCCAUCAUGUCCGCUUUAUUAUCUGCUUUGGCUGCCGUUGAGGCUGAAGUUUUCGUCCAGGGGCAGCAUUCCACCGGCACCGGCACCACCACCAGCUUCAAUAAUACAAACAACGAACUCAAACGCACCAUCAUCUCCAUUUUAAACCGGCAAAUAUCCACCCGCUCCUCAACAAACGACCAAAUCUCCCAAUCUUUCGCCACUUACAUCUCCCACCACAUGCACCUCUCUUCAGUCGGCGUCAUCGACCCCCACAUGCAGAACCCUCUUUCCAUCCUGACCUUGUCAGAAUCCUCAACAAUCACCCACGCCCUCUCCCAUCUUCCCAGCCUUCUUCCCAACUUACCUCUCGACAUCCGCAUCCUCGAAUCCCGCCCCUUGCUCGAAGGCGUUUCUCUCGCCGCCACCCUCGCCAAAGCUCUCUCCUCACAAGACUCAGACUCCGACUCAGACUCGGCAUCCACUAAAGAUAACCGUCAACGGCAACACAGAAUAACCGUCUACACCGACGCCUCAGCCUGUUUAGCCAGCCGGGGGGUACAUCUGGUAUUGCUAGGUGCGGACCGCAUCGCCUCAGAUGGCUCAGUGAGUAACAAGACUGGCUCGCUAGCUAUUGUCCUCGCUACUCGAUAUAACAGUGACAGCACAAAAGGAGCAGGAGGAGCCAAGGUGGUAGUCCUCUGCGACUCGGAAAAGGUGGCGCUUCCUGGACCGGCAGAGCAACACGUCGUGGAGGAUCAAGGGUGGGAGCAAGUGACGAGGGCGUGGAUGGGCGAGGGGAGUAGUGAGAGGAUUAAAGGGGCAGCUAGGACGGUACUGAACUUUGUUGAUGCCACUACAAGAACCGAAGAGGAAAAGAAGAUGAAAGACGAAGAAAAGGAGAAUAUGGGGGUCAAGGUGGGAGUGAGGAAUGUCUCGUUUGAGUGGUGUCCUGGAGGGUUUAUUGAUACUUAUGUUACCGACCAGGGCGAGUGGAAUGGCGAGAACGUGAAGAGAAAAGCAGAGGCCCUUCAGGUGUUGGAGGAACGGUUAUUUGGCCCGUUGUGA
Molecule: messenger RNA, 1959 nt
Organism: Sordaria macrospora k-hell
Lineage: Eukaryota; Fungi; Ascomycota; Sordariomycetes; Sordariales; Sordariaceae
Molecular function (GO): S-methyl-5-thioribose-1-phosphate isomerase activity
Source: RefSeq, a predicted model, not a curated record